GUCCAAGCAACGAUGCGACCACUACAAACCGAUAUCUGCACUGACCACGCGUGUGUCCAUAUGAAUGCUCACUCGCAGCCCACCUGAUCCAUCCACCAAUCCAUCCAUCCAUCCAUGCAUAUGCACCCCCACCCAUGCAGCAACAAGCACAGGAAAACAGGCCAUUCCUUUAGGGUUUAGGGGCGUCUCCGUCACAACCAAUCAGCCGCAGGGGUGCAGAUGAGUGAGUGGGUCAAGUGGGUCAACACUGAGCAGGCCGCGCCACGUCAAUCCUACAACCGACGGUGCAUAUCCCAUUCAGAGCAGUACACCCUCUUCCCAACCACUGCUCACAGUGCCACACAUGCCCCUCCCUCCCUCCCUCGAUGGCAUCGCAUGUGUCUGUGUUCCCGUCCUCGUCGUCCUGUUGGCUAUCGCGACGGUGCCCUGCGUCGCUGGCACGGCAUCGUCUUGAUAAGCAACAGCAUGACGAGGACGAGCCACACAAAACAAACUUCUUGGUGCCAUCUCAGACACACUUGCCCCAAAUACACACGUACACACCAAUACACACGUACACACCAAUAAUACAAAAGGCCGCAACAGCCUCACCAAUAAGAUAAAAGGCACACACAGUCAGGCGGCGAUUCUGACGCUCAUCCAUUCAGACUUACGUAUCGGAACACCAAAAAAUGGCUCCUCCACUAGGCCUCACUCAUCGUGGAAGGUCUGCUGGAUGCCGAGCCUAUCAUAGUCCAUCCCCAUCGACUGCAUGAACCCCUCGGUUGCAGCCCAGCACCGCGGGUACCGACCAUGGCCACCCUGCGCACCAGAGAUGGGCUGCUCGAACGACCGCACGUCCACCCCAAUGGCCGUGGGCCCUUCUCCGACAGACACCAGGGCUGCGUACGUGUCCUCCGCCUUGUCGCCCGCCAGCCCGAUGUAGCGCACCUUGAAGUCCUCGGGCCACAUGUACUCCAAGACGGUCUUGUCGGUGAUCGGUUCGUCGAGCAGCUUCAUGCCGUCGGCCUCGCUCACGUGCCCCCUGGCCAGCUGGCCUCUGGUCAGGUGCUCUCUGGGCACUGCAGGAAAGUCCAGGAUGCUGAUGGAGUGCGUGAGGAUCCGCUGGUUGAUGUAGCCGCUGAAUGAGGGAUAGAUGAAGGAGAAGACGACAUGCCGAGCGAGUAUGCGGAUGGCAGGGUCCUUGGCCUCGAAUGCUGCUUGGUAUGGGUGGCCCUCGAGGCCUUCACGAGGCACGACAGCGAUGUCCUCUGUGCCGAUGCGGUACUGGCGCCUUCGCAGCCGAGUCAGCCCGAGAGUGCCGUCCUGGUCAGUGUCCAGCUGCCCUCCGAAGGCGGCGAAUUGCGCGAUGGCGUGGGGCAUGUUGGACAUGGCUCUCUUGUAGGGGAAGGUCAGGUGGAGGGAUGCGGGGCAUAUGGGGACGGGCAGGCUGUUGCUGCCGCUGAUCAUGCGCUUGUUGCGGGCGAUGUAGAUGCCCUUGGUCCAUCUCUUCCAGCCCUUGGUGACGUCCAACAGGUGCGCCGACCGCACAAGAUAGUCGAAGUAGCUGAGGCCGACGGGCAGAGGAAUGCUGGUCGGCUGACGCGACACGUCGAGCAGUCCGGUCAUGCCCUCGGCCGCCAGGGAUGCGUCGAUGCGGUCGAGGAUGAGUGCGGGUGUCACCCUGCGGUGUCCAUCGGCCUUGUUGGUGCGCCGCAGUGCCACGCAGCUGGCCAGAUCAGAGCAGAGGAGGAUCAGUGAGAAGAUGACCUCGUCGAUGAGGCUGAAGAAGCACACGCCAUCGGCGGAAGGAACGGACGUCUUGUCAGCUGGCGGCAUCGCGCCAAGGGAGAAAUACUCCUAUUCCUCCUUGAACGAGGAGAGAGCUUGACUUACGAGCUUGCGAA
Messenger RNA from Vitrella brassicaformis, 1886 nucleotides. The record is from the annotation of a GenBank genome assembly. NCBI's taxonomy places the organism in Eukaryota, Vitrellaceae.